Molecule: messenger RNA, 725 nt
Organism: Mytilus trossulus (common blue mussel)
Lineage: Eukaryota; Metazoa; Mollusca; Bivalvia; Mytilida; Mytilidae
Product: collagen alpha-1(I) chain-like
Exons: 5
Coding region: 67-318 (83 amino acids)
Source: RefSeq, a predicted model, not a curated record
GAGACUCGGGAGCACCUGGUGCAUUGUGGUGUACUCGGGGCAAUAGGAGAAGUUGGAAUUAAAGGAAUGAAAGGAAUGAAAGGAAAUUCUGGACCAAGAGGACCAACUGGACCUCCAGGCCAACCAGGAGUACAAGGAACUUCAGGACCUAGAGGAAAUCCAGGCCCUGUGGGAGGAGCUGGUUCCACAGGACCACCUGGCCAUGGGUUAUCAGGAGAACAGGGACUACUUAAAUACACAUUUGUUGCUCCAAAGAUGAAAGAGGAUUUAAAGUUAUACAAUGACAUGAAUGAAUUGAUUAAAAAUGCAUGUAGAUGAGACCCUGUAUCUACAGUACAUGUAACUGGAACUGUAGGAAGUAUUCCAAAGUCUGAUUGCAAAGUAUGCAUUACAGGAUUCUAUCAUUGGAGCAACAUCUUAGGAGGAUAAGUGGAAAUGUAUGAAGGAAUCCUUGGGUACAAAUAUCAAUUAUAUGCAGAAGUGGACUCUUAAACUUUACUAACAGACAUGGUAGUCAAGAAAUUUAUACCAUUACCAACUGGAAUUAACUAUUGUGUUUAUUUUUUCAACCAUAAGUACUUUCAGAAUACAAUACAAUUCAAAAUCAGAUUAUUGCGUGAACAUACAAAAAUGUACAAGUUACAUUUAAAAAAAAUGAAAAUGCAUAUAUCAUGUACACGAUGUAUUGAAAAUGAAUUUUAUAUAAAAAAUGAAGUAACAAAAAU